Messenger RNA from Besnoitia besnoiti, 2589 nucleotides. RefSeq lists its product as uncharacterized. The record is from RefSeq and is a predicted model, not a curated record. The coding region runs from base 1 to 2589 and encodes 862 amino acids. Gene Ontology annotation, biological process: primary miRNA processing; mRNA processing. The transcript is spliced from 14 exons. NCBI's taxonomy places the organism in Eukaryota, Apicomplexa, Conoidasida, Eucoccidiorida, Sarcocystidae. Gene Ontology annotation, cellular component: nuclear body.
AUGGGGGGGACGCGCCAUCUGAGUCGCAGCCGCAGUAGGUCGCCGGUGCGAGCACGCGGAGGCCGUCACAGAAAUGAUCGUGACGAGCGGCGGGGUUACGGAUCGUGGAGGACCGGACGAAACGCCAGGAGCUAUAACAAUGCGAGAGGCAACAAGGGAGCUGUACUGGAGUUCUCAAACUCUCAGUCAUCGUUUUAUGGUGGCGGCGAGCAUUCACGUCGUCACGGAGGGGGGAGCAGAUUUGCGAACGGCGGCAGAAGUGGUGGGUCGGAAAUCAGCGGACGAGGAGAUUCUUUUGCUGAGACCAAGUCUGGAGGCGGGAGACUCCUGCUAUCCGAGGAAGAAGAACAGGAGCGGUUGAUGGCUGGACCAAUGAUGAAUUUCAAGCAGUUCGUCAUGACACGGCCAGACCACUGUACGCAAAAGCAGCUGUCCCAGGACUACGAGAUGUAUGUGGAGCAGUAUCGGGAACACCACGCCAAGUUGUUCUUCUCCAAUCAUGGCAAGAAGGCCUUUAUGAGAGAGCUGUACCACCCGAACCUUGUUCGGCGUCAGUACGAACUGCUCAAAUGCCGUGCAAAGAACGCGGCCAGAGUCUUUUUACAGAAGCUGCACAGAGGGUUCUUCUCCGACUUGUCGCUGGACGCAGACUACGCGGGUCUCCGGCAGUUCAUUGAGGACAGCCCAGGCAUCAGCAUUCGAGUGUUGGAGCGCCAGCGAUUUUCAUGCUUCUGUCGAUUUUACUUUUCAGAUGGCUCUCCGUUGUUGUGGGGAGACUGGCCGAGCCAACGGACCGUGGAAGUCCAGUCGACGGUGGUCGAGUUGGAGGACGAGAAUGGAGAUGAGGAGAUGAAUGACGAGGAAGGGAAACCAAAGUCGAGCUCACGCAGGACUGUGGCACAUCCGGAGCCGCCGUAUCUCCUCCUCCCAACAACAGGCUGCUUAGUGAUUCGCGAUGUGGAUGCAGCUAUUUCCAAGUUCGACAUUCACGACGAACUGGUUAAAAAAGGCGCCCUGUAUGUCGGAAUGGCGGAAGGGGCGAGCCCGGUAGAGCCUCGCACAGCCUUUGUGCUUUUCCCCGAUGAGGAGACGAAAAGGGCGGCCAUGGAAAGUAUUCGAGAUAUGACAAUCAAGGUCACGAAGCCGAUGAUCACAAUUACACUGAGCGGCGAUGAGCAAGAGACCUUCAAAGUGAUAUCUCUUACUCUAUCGGAGCCCUCUGAACCAAGCACCUGCGACGUCUCGGUCACGCCACCAGCGGCGUGCACGCCGAAACGGAUUCAAAAAGAUCUGGACAUUUCGAGAACUCUAAUCAUGCAGCUUGAUGAGCAGCUUGGAGUGUGGGACGGUGAGGAGAGGCACCCCCUUCUGUCUUCUCUUCCGGAUGACGUCGACGACAAACGGCGUUUGGACGUCCAGAUUACGUAUUUGCGCCAGGUCCACUCGCUGUGUUACUACAGCGGCGAGAUGUGCAAGGAUGCGGUCGAUCUGAACACGCGAUGCGGAGGCGGAUAUCUCCGCCCUCAGAUUCCACCCAGUUUGCAGCACUACUUGGAGACUGCCUCGACGGAUGACGAGGAAGUAGACAGUGGAGGGGAAGGCGAAGACGUUACCACGAAUGGGAGUAAAGGACGCAACAACAGCUACGGCGACAAAAGCGGCAGUAGAGCUAGACCCAGCAGCGGCACGGAGAACGACAGUGACGCCCCCCACGCGUUCGAACAGGACCAAAACAUGGAGGCAGAUGAGGACGUGGACGGAAGACAAGGGGCCGGGGCAAAACGCCGCUACAUCUCCAGGUCACAGCGGCGGUGGAUAAGGCAACUGGAUACGCGUCUCGAAGGUCUGCUGAGUACAGCCAAACAGUUGACCGCGCUCUUGCCAGCCGCUAUUGAUGAGGAUACUCCUGUGAUAAAUAUGAAGUGGACGGCUUUCUGCCAUGAGAAAGUCUUCGAGGACGACGAAAACAAGCAUCGCUGUCGGCUGUGUAACAAACCUUUCAAAGCGCCGGUUUUCGUCUUCAAGCAUCUUCGAAAGAAGCACGAAGAGGAGCUUGACCUCAUCAUAGAUAAGUAUGCCAGCAUCAUCAUGAAGGACCUGUACAUGAAGGAUCCAAACAAGCCUAUCGUGUUGCCCCGGGAAUCUUCCAGGGACAGCGUUGCGGAGGAGGGGCCACUCUACCAGCGAGCCUCCGAUUUUGCGACCCCAUGGGCCGCCGGCUCGCGGGCGCAUAGCUCCGGGGGGGUCUCCUCCGAUUCGGGCGCUUUGUCGACCGGUUACUCUGUCCCUGGCCCAUACGGCAUGGUGAUGGUGCCUGCGCACCUUGCAGCUGGCGGAGCACUGUACGCGGUUCCUGCUCCGGGUAGCGCUGGCCACACGGGAGGGAUGAUGAUGCCUCCUCCACCUCCUCCUCAGUAUUAUCCUGUCGGUGGAGGACCAAUGCCGGGGGCUCCAGCGUAUAGCAACCGAGGCACCCAUACCUCCCGCCGCCCCGACUGGGAUGCACCCGAACCCGUACCCGCCGGCAAGUUUGGGUCGCAGGCUGCGGGAGGUGGAUCACGCGCGUUGGCGAGUUACGAUGAUCUGUGA